Aureobasidium melanogenum CBS 110374 is the source of this 513-nucleotide messenger RNA. RefSeq lists its product as uncharacterized. NCBI's taxonomy places the organism in Eukaryota, Fungi, Ascomycota, Dothideomycetes, Dothideales, Saccotheciaceae. The record is from RefSeq and is a predicted model, not a curated record. The annotation marks the transcript as partial. The transcript has 3 exons.
UUGCAGGAAAAAUUCAAUGCCAUCCUCCCCAAAUCACGAUCGUAUUUUGGCCUCAAGCGACGCACUCUCCUCAUCGUUCUUGCCUGUACACUUCUAGCAUUACUGGCUCUCAUCAUUGGUCUAGCUGUUGGCUUGACUAGGCAUUCGAAAGGCGGUCAAAAUCUACCAUUGCCAACAAAUAGCGAACAGCAUGUAGGAGACCUUACUUAUUAUGGCACGGGCCUAGGAAGCUGUGGCAUUUCAUCUUCUGAUAGCGACAUGAUCGUUGCCGUGUCUCACUACGUCUUUGACGAGGCAUCCAAGAGCUCCGAUCCCAAUCAGAACCCGCUGUGUGGUCUGAAGCUGAGAGCAUCGAGAUACGAUGAGCAGGUUGGAGAAAGAAGAAGCGUUGAUUUGAAGGUCGUCGAUCGAUGCGUUGGCUGCCAGGCUACAGACCUUGAUGUAUCUCCGGCAGCCUUUGACAAACUUGCGGCUAGAGCUAGCGGCAGAGUGGAUGUGACUUGGGCAUGGCUG